Messenger RNA from Seriola aureovittata, 1983 nucleotides. It is a transcript of the gene mos, whose product is annotated as v-mos Moloney murine sarcoma viral oncogene homolog. The transcript has a single exon. The record is from RefSeq and is a predicted model, not a curated record. Bases 98 to 1204 code for a protein of 368 amino acids. Gene Ontology annotation, cellular component: cytoplasm. Gene Ontology annotation, molecular function: ATP binding; protein kinase activity. NCBI's taxonomy places the organism in Eukaryota, Metazoa, Chordata, Actinopteri, Carangiformes, Carangidae. Gene Ontology annotation, biological process: positive regulation of MAPK cascade; signal transduction; protein phosphorylation.
GUGUGUGUGUGUGUGUGUGUGUGUGUGUGUGUGUGUGUGUGUGUGUGUGUGUGUGUGUUGAAAAGCUCUGCUCUUCGUUCAGUCUCCACCAUGCACGAUGCCUUCCCCGAUCCCUGUGACCCGCCUGCUGCCCAGAGACCUCUACCCCUCCCUGGACAUCGGGACGUGCAGCAGCCCGCUGACCAAACACCCGCACGGCUCCACCCUGCAGGUCCCUGCUCAGCGGCUCCACGGCAGGGUGGGCAGCCGGCUCUGGUCCUCCGUCAUCCUGUGGAAGGAGCUGCGGUCCGUGCAGCCGGUGGGCUCCGGCGGGUUCGGCUCCGUGUACCGGGCAGAGUACCUCGGGGAGACCGUGGCGCUGAAGCGGGUGAAGAAGUGCACGAAGAACCAGCUGGCUUCCCGCCAGAGCUUCUGGGCCGAGCUGAACGCGGCGCACCUGAGACACCAGAACAUCGUGCGCGUCAUCGCGGCCACCACCUGCGUGCCCGCGGACCGUGGAGAUGAGAGCAGCAUCGGGACGAUCCUGAUGGAGUUCGUCGGGACCCGAGACCUGCAGCAGAUCAUCUACGGCGGCGCGGAGCAGCUGGGGGGGGACCGGUGGUUCAGGUACUCCACCGACAUCCUCCGCGGGCUCCGGUUCCUUCACUCCCACGGCGUCGUUCACCUGGACAUUAAACCGGCCAACGUGCUCGUGUCCGCUCAGGACGUCUGCAAGAUCGUGGACUUCGGUUGUUCUGUGAAACUGGACCGCGGGUCUGAGCCGAGCGCCAUCAGCCCCCACUUGAGCCACGUCGGCGGCACGUACACGCACCGAGCCCCGGAGCUGCUGAAGGGCGAGGGGGUGUCUCCUAAAGCGGACAUCUUCUCCUUCGGGAUCACGGUGUGGCAGCUGAUCACCAGGGACCAGCCCUACACCGGAGACCGGCAGCACGUGCUUUACGCCGUGGUGGCGCACAACCUGCGGCCGUCGGUCCAGGAACACCCGUGGUUCGGGUCGGAGCAGGGCCGGCUGUGCAGGACUCUGCUGAGCCGGUGCUGGAGCGGAGAGGCCCGCUGCAGACCCAGCGCCAAGGAGCUGCUGCCUCAACUGGAGCAGCUGAGGCCGAGACUUGAAUCAGUGCAGCCGGGGAACACGCACCGGCAGCCGGACAUGUUGCAUCUUCUAGUCGGUACAUCAGCUGCUCAGGACGGAGCAGAGGACUGAGGUCUCCGGGUCUGUUACCCUGGUCACACUGAGGAGGACGGAGCAGGGGCAGCUCACCUCAAUUUAUUUUUAAUAAUUCUGGAAAAAAAAGUCUAAAGUUUAAUCAGAGUUCAAUUCACCUUUUUUUUCUGAAUGAUUAAAAAAUAAAUGUUGUGUCCAUAACCCUGAUCCAUAUGUUGAUCAGAAUGAGCCUCAGCAGAGUGAAACUGGAUGAACAUUUAAGGGCUGUUUGGUUUUAUAUUCACACAGUGAACAGUCUGUUAAACCUGUUGCAGUGUGUGUGACAGUGUGUGUGUGGCAGUGUGUGAGACAGUGUGUGUGACAGUGUGUGUGACAGUGUGUGUGACAGUGUGUGUGACAGUGUGUGUGGCAGUGUGUGUGGCAGUGUGUGUGACAGUGUGUGUGAGACAGUGUGUGUGACAGUGUGUGUGUGACAGUGUGUGUGACAGUGUGUGUGACAGUGUGUGUUGCAGUGUGUGUGUGACAGUGUGUGUGACAGUCUCUGCAGCUGUUUUAUCACUGUCUUUAAAAUGUCUGUCGUUGAGUCUCGUCACUGCUUCAGGUCAAAUCCUCUUUAUUCUCAGUUUUACUUUAAAGUUUUACCGUCAUGGAAACAGAGUGGAUCGUUCCUGUAGGAGACAGUGUCACUGUGAAAGCUCUGACUCUGUUUUAACCUCGUGUUUCUUAAAUUAUAAACUCCAAAUGUGAAACGUUUUAUUUUCCAUAAUGAUUGUAAAAUGAGAUUUAAGUGUUUUCAUUAAAAUUAUUUUUAUACUACA